UGAAAACUAAAAAACAAUGCAGUCACUUAUCCAUUUACUGGUUUAAGAAACAACAACAAUUGAAACGAAGGUACAUGGACCACUGUGUAUUAUGGUAUUUUUAAAAUAAAUAUAAAAAUGCUCUUUCUACAGAACGCGCAUGCGCAUGCAGAGAACAGGAAAUACGGCUCAGCAUCAUGUCGGUAGAAGACCCAUUUUUCGUUGUGAAGGGAGAGGUGCAGAAGGCCCUCUCUCGUGCUCGGGGUCUGUUUGACAGAUGGGAGGAACUUCUGCAGGAAGGGACUCAGGUCAGUCGUGAUGAGCUCGACUGGAGCACCAAUGAGCUGAGGAACUGUCUGAGGGCCAUCGACUGGGACCUGGAGGACCUCAGUGAGACCAUCAGCAUCGUGGAGUCGAAUCCGGGGAAGUUCAGACUGGGAGACAAUGAGCUUCAGGAGAGGAGAGCCUUCGUGGAGCGCACCAAGAAAUCUGUGCAGGAGAUGAAGGAUCAUCUGUCCAGCCCUUCAGCUGUGGCUCAGGCUGAGAAGAAGAACAGAGAGGCUCUGCUCACUACAUCCGGUCAGGACAAGUCGACAGGACUGGAGGCUCAUCUGGUGUCUGCAAACUCCAGAUACAUGCAGGAGCAACAGGAGCAGCAGCAGCUGAUCAUGCAGGAGCAGGAUGAGCACCUGGAGUUGGUGACGGGCAGCAUCAGAGUCCUCAAAGACAUGUCGGGACGCAUCGGGGAUGAGCUGGAUGAGCAGGCUGUCAUGUUGGGGGACUUUGGAGACGAGAUGGACCAGACGUCUUCCCGGAUGGACUCAGUCCUGAAGAAGCUGGAGAAGGUGUCUCACAUGACCAGCAGUCGGAGACAGUGGUGUGCCAUCGGCGUGCUCGUCACCAUCAUGAUCGUCGUCCUCAUCCUCUUCUUCGCUCUCUGAUGGCAGAGACCUCUGACCUCUCGGAUACACUCCUCCCUGAUAGGAAGGACAAGAAGGACAGAAAUAAGAGGAAGGGUGUUUCCCUCCUCCUCCUCUUACUCCCCCAUCAUCCCUUCCUCUCCUCCCACUGAGGGGGAAACUGGUGACCUGUGACGAUACCAUCCUCCUCUCUGCUCUCAGUGAUCUUAGUGGAAUGGAAACAACUUGAGAAGGUGAUUAACACCCUGGUGGUAUUUCACAUUGGUGCAUUUCGGUUCUAAUUGAGAAUAACGGUACUUAAUGGGGAGGGACAGGAAGCUGCUGCUGCCAGGUCAAAAUACAAAUCUGUUUAGUAAAUUGAGAUAUUUUUAUGUCAAGUACAUCAUGUUUUGAAAUGAGGACUCUGUCCUAAAGCAGUACAAUCAGUUUAGUGAACACCUUUGGCCCUGGCGGUAGGAAACAGCACUUACACACAUCAUUUUUAGUUCCUUUUUUAUUGGAAAACUACAAAAAAAGUGUCUUGUGUUCGUCGUCAUUCGUGAGCACCAAGUUUUUGUGGGCGGGGAGGAACAUUUUCCAGAAAAGGAAAACAAAAUCUGUCUUUUCUGAAACAUUAAUCUGGUGAGUUGUGAUUCUUGGCAGCCAGAAAGUAUUUUUAGACGGGGACGAAUCAAGAUGAAUUAGCUGUUAAAUCAAUGAAGAUGCCGUUCCUGCAGCGUGGGAGGUGGGGUUAGGGUUUUUCAGUGUUGCCUUAAAUCUAUUUUUAUAUAUCGUGAAAUGUGCAGUACGUUUAUGUGCCUACGUGUGAAUCAAGUACUAGUCAUAAUGCUAGAAAUAAGUGACAUUUUGCCCAGAAUUGGAGAAAUGAGAUGCUGUCUGCUGGACUGGGAAGGUCCUUUUACUGUAUCCAGUAUACAUCAGCUUCCUUAAAACUGAUCAACAUGUUUCACGCUUCAAAUAAGCUGCUGUCUGCUGGACUGGGAAGGUCAUUUGACUUCAUAUCCAGCAGAAAGCAGCUUCAUCAAUGAUACUGAUCACUAUCCAUGAGUCACUUCUGAAAUGAGUUGCUGUCUGCUGGACUGGAAGCAGGAAAUCAUGCCAGUCCAGCAGACAGCAUCUUAAUUUAACAGCCUGAUCAGCAUAUUUCAGUGAGUCAUCUCUGAAAUCAGCAGCAGUCAAAACCACAACAUGUAGACUCAUAGUAGCUCGAGGCGGCCCCUCCCUGAAACCAGACGCUCAUGUUUUCUCACACACUUUCUCAGCUGACAGAAACGUUGUUACUUCCUGUCUGGAUUAAGAAGGUGAAGGCUGGUCCUGCAGCACACGAUUGGCUCAGGCUUUGUUCCUCUCAACCUUGGCUGGGAGCGAAUGGGUUUGCUGUGUUUUAUUGAAAAGCUUUAGCUAAUGAGAGGAGGAACAGUUGCUGGGCAAGAAGCCUCGCAGGCAGCUCAGCUUUAGGCUCGCAGCGCCCUCUGCUGGACGCUGAGGGUCAUGGUGGUUCUUUGUGUCAUGUCAGGUAACUCUACCCACGCAAGGGUGUGUUGCAGUGCUGUACAAUGCUUUCUGUAAGUGCACAUUACUCCUGUACAAAGGCUUUAUGCAGAAAUGUACUUCUAUAUCCGGCUUGAUUUAUUUUACUUGUGUUUUUUUGCCUUAAAUGAAAUAUAAGACGUUUAAUGACAUUUCGCUUGAAGCAUUUCCUUUUUUUUUUACCAAAGCAGUCAGGGGUCAGAUGCUCCUGGAUUCAAUGCAAGCUCUUGUAACCUUCAUGUGUGUUUUUAAUGUGCUUUUACAUAUUCAAGCCCCUUAAAGGCUUCAGAGGGUAAAAUGUCUGCAGCAUAAAUGAAGCCUCAUGUGGUUCCUGUUCAUGAGUCACUCAGACCUCAGAGGGAAGAAGUCUGCAGGUAAAGGAGUCUUAUGAUGGAGGGAUUUUUAUUAUAUUUCCACGAGGAUCAAGCUCUCUGUUUGCAUUUGACUACAUCUAUAUAAACUGUAUGAUACCGUUUCA
Messenger RNA from Eleginops maclovinus (Patagonian blennie), 2907 nucleotides. RefSeq names its product syntaxin-10 (gene stx10). The record is from RefSeq and is a predicted model, not a curated record. Bases 177 to 920 code for a protein of 247 amino acids. Gene Ontology annotation, biological process: retrograde transport, endosome to Golgi; Golgi vesicle transport; vesicle fusion. Gene Ontology annotation, molecular function: SNARE binding; SNAP receptor activity. Gene Ontology annotation, cellular component: SNARE complex; endomembrane system; synaptic vesicle membrane. Lineage: Eukaryota; Metazoa; Chordata; Actinopteri; Perciformes; Eleginopidae. The transcript has 9 exons.